Orcinus orca (killer whale) is the source of this 1127-nucleotide messenger RNA. It is a transcript of the gene TMIGD2, whose product is annotated as transmembrane and immunoglobulin domain containing 2. The record is from RefSeq and is a predicted model, not a curated record. The transcript is spliced from 7 exons. Gene Ontology annotation, cellular component: B cell receptor complex; external side of plasma membrane. Gene Ontology annotation, biological process: B cell receptor signaling pathway; B cell differentiation. The coding region runs from base 383 to 994 and encodes 203 amino acids. NCBI's taxonomy places the organism in Eukaryota, Metazoa, Chordata, Mammalia, Artiodactyla, Delphinidae.
CUGUGCAAAGUCCACCAUGAGGUGACUCAUGUUGUCGCUGACCUUGGCUUUCAAUGACAGCCGGAAGGCGGGGGCCAUCGUCACACUGCAGGGAAGGAGGUGGACGCCCAGGCCUAGUCCUCCGAGCCCUACCAGUCUGGCUCCCGAGGCACCUACCUGAGGAAAGUCCCCGCGGUCCGUGGCCUGCAGUGUCUGGUUGGCCGUCUCCAGAAGCUCCUCAGAGCUCUCCAGAGCUCGCGUGCAGGCAGCCAGCUGGUUCUGCAGGUGCCAUGGCACCGAGAGAAGAGACACCUUACUCCACUGCCUCAAGCCCUCCCAGGGCUCCCCACCGCCUUCGGGAUGCAGGGUACCAUGCCCUUCUCCAACUGCAGCCAGUGUCGUGAUGAUCUUCCGCAGAGCCUCCUGCCCCCAGGGAAGCGCGCACACAGGCCUGCAAGGAGCCACAGGCCUGAGUGUGCAGCAGGCACCCCAGUUGCUGCAGGUGAGGCAGGACAGCCAGGUGACCUUGGCCUGCCAGGUGGUGCAGGCCCAGGCCUGGGAGCAGCUACACAUCGAAUGGACCAAGGAUGGUGACAUCUUGUGCCAGACACGCAUCAUCAACGGCAGUCUCACCGUGGGUGUCUGCGGGCCUUGGGGACGGCUCUCCUGGCAGCCGCCUGGCAAUCUCACCCUGCAGCUGGACCACGUGAGCCUCAAUGACAGUGGGCUCUACGUGUGCUGUGCGACCGUGGAGAUCCCUGAUUUGGAGGAGGCCCAGGGCAGUGGGACACAGCUCCUGCUGGAGACAGAUGGCUGGCUACUGAACCGGAGCUUCUCAGGGCUCUCCUUCGCACUGCUGGUGACUGGAGCGGUGGCCGUGGCCGCUUUCGCUCUGGGAGCCUGGAUCUGGGGCCGCCGCCGCUGCCGGAACAGAGACGCAGGGAAUCCACUCUACAUCAAUGCCUUAUAUCAGCCCCGGAGGGCCCCAAGGAAGAGUGAAGCAUGGCCUGUGUAGGGGAAGAUGCUGGACAUCUCCAGCAAGAAUCAGAAGGGCCAAAGCUUCUAUUCGAUCUCUUUCCCCUGGCCCCCCACCCCCAAGCGGCCUCUGGCUCCCAAAUCUUCCUCCAGCCCCAGGCCCAGUCACCCCA